Messenger RNA from Helianthus annuus (common sunflower), 1419 nucleotides. Its product is annotated as DUF724 domain-containing protein 2. The coding region runs from base 1 to 1419 and encodes 472 amino acids. The transcript has 4 exons. Lineage: Eukaryota; Viridiplantae; Streptophyta; Magnoliopsida; Asterales; Asteraceae. The record is from RefSeq and is a predicted model, not a curated record.
AUGGCUAACUCCUCAUUCACAAAAGGAUCCAUUAUAGAAGUAACCUGUAACCACCCUAUAUUCCGUAAUGCAUGGUACGUCGCCACCAUCAUAAACGAACUCAAAACCACCCCAACCAAAAACACAAAAAACCCAAACAAAACCAGCUACAUAAUCACCUACAACACAUUGUUUUCAAAACAAGAUAAUAUACUACAACCUUUGACAGAGGUCGUUGACCCUUUGUUUGUAAGACCUUCACCACCUCGUACCAUUCGACGUAACGAGGAUGAUGUUUUUAAGGUUGUUGAGGUGGUGGAGGGUGAGGGCGAGGGCGAGGGUGAGGGUGGUGGGGAGUUUGAGGUGGGUGAUGUUGUGGAUGCUUAUUAUAGAGAUGGGUGGUGGAUUGGUGUGGUGAAAAGUGUGAGUGUUGGUGAGGGUGAUGUGAAGAAGUAUGUUGUUUUGUUUGGAAAUUUUAAUGAGGAGUUUGUGUUUGAUGGGUCAAAGUUGAGGUUUCAUGUUGACUGGGUUGACUGUCGUUGGAUGGUUCCGCCGAAGAAGACUCCAAAGCAGUUAUCAGGCUUCACUACACCUUCUAAACGAGCCCGAAUAACUAAAACUGUUGGCCCUUCAUGUUCUGCUAAAACGAACACUGGAUCGCGAAAAAGAUCUAAAGGAUACAACUCCGUAAAUGGUACAGGUGGCAAGCAAACCCGUGAGUCCGAGGAUGGCAUGGGCCGUCGAAACAAGAAGAGGGGAAGACCACCAAAGUUGGUGGUUAAAAAACAAAUCGGUUUACUAGAAGGAAGUAAAUGUUUUAGUCCUUCUGAUCAGCAUGGCAACUCACCGAGUCAAGCGAGUGCUGGAACCACCACCGACUACCAACAAGAUUGGCCGUUUAUCAAGCGGUCUCCAAUCUGGGACACCAUUGAGUUUUACUCUCAAAAGCCACACUUUUCACCACUGAAGCGAACAAAAGAGGAAUCCCGUGAGGGUUUAGCCAUCGGUAACAUGGUCACGUUUGGGAAUCUUGUUCAACGUCUUUCUGACUUAAAACCGAAUGAUCCCGUUGACAUACUCAACAACAGCUUGGAAACGUUAAGCGACUUGGAGACUCAUGGGUUUGACGUGGGCCCAGUUAGAGGUCGUUUAAACGACUUGCUUUCUUUGAAAACCAAAAUGUGUCAACAAGAGGAUACGCGUAAAGAAGUUGAAACGGAGCUUCGAAAGUGCAAACAUGAAAAGUCUUUAAUGGAGAAGGAGAUUUAUCAGUUAAAAAUGAAGAUGCAGGAGUUGAAAUUAAAGAUGGUGCGGGCUGAAACUAUGCGGAAACGGAAGGAGUAUAAAGUUACAAGGUUGCGAUCAGACAUGCUUCUGGUUCGUAACCAAAUCAGUGAAUGGAUGCUUGCUUUUGAAGAGCCUGCAGCCGCCUGUUUGUAA